CCAUCAAAAUGUUGUUGCCCUUUUUAAAGCCAUCAAAGGAGAUGCUUCCCCUCCCCUUUUCCGUAUUCCUUGGAAACUUUGCGUAACUUCUUCUUCUCCAGCCACUUCAAUGGAAGAACAAGCUUCAAGUAGUGAGGCAUCAUCAUCAUCGUCAUCCCAAUCUAAACCUCAAGUACAACCUUCGUUAGAUGAUUGUUUGAAUUUACUCAGAGGAAAAAGGGAUGAGCAGAGGUUAGCGGGUCUACUUCUAGUUACCAAGUUUUGGAAUAAAGAUGACCACGCCUCCAUUCGCAAGGUUUACGAUGCCGUAGGACCUCAAUUUCUUCACCGUCUUCUUCUAAAUGGAAUGGGGAAAGGAAUUGAUGUCGGGGGCAAUAAUCGUGACGUCUACUUGCAGUUGUCAAUCACACUUCUUUCAGCAUUUUGUAGGGUUCCCCAGAUUGCAGCUUCUGAAAAUAUGGUUACUAAGAUUCCUCUCAUUGUAGAGACAAUGUCGAAAGAACCAGGAUCACCCAUCAUUGAAGACUGCUAUGAAUAUUUGUUUUUGGUCUCAACGGCUAAUGAAGAAGGGGUUAAAACAUUGUACAAAUCUGGUGGCUUGAAUGUGUUAGCUUCACAAUUGAUGAUUCUACCAGAUGGGUCUCAUAUGAUUGAACUUGCUAUGAGACUUGUGCAAAUCAUUGUAAGUAAGCUACCCUCAGAAAAUGUUUAUUCUGAGUAUCCAACUGACCUGUCAAUGGUGGUGUCUGCAGUGGCAAAGCAGUUUGCUGUACUGCAGAAUUCACUGAAGUUUGAAGCACUUUACCUCCUAUCAGCUAUCCUGUCCAACAGAUAUUCUGCACCUGUAUAUGAUGCUCUUCGCUUAAUGGGAAAUGACGUUUGGUCGACAAACAUGCGGAUUGGUAUUGUGGCCAUCUUGCAAAAUCGAGUUGCGCCUUCACAUAAGCUUCAGGCCCUUUUUCUGGCUGAGUGUGUCAUAUCAAUUGUCGGUGAAGGGUGGCUUAUUGGGGAGAUGAACUUGACUGGCUCUCAGGUUUCCCUGCCUGCUGACCGGUGUAUUCUGCUUGUUUUGGAGUCAUCAAGGGUUGAAAUUGCUGUUUUUCUAAAUGACCUGGCAUACCUAAAAUAUGAAGCCUUCAAGGCGCCCUCAAAUAAAGAGAACAUUCUUCUGAAGCAGAGCAAUCUUGGUGUAGCCUUCUCUUUGGUUGAAAAAAUAAUUAAACUUAUUUCUAGUUUUGGUGGAGAAGAGUCAGCUGCCAAUGCUGUUAUCAAUGAGAGAACUUUCACAAAACUCAUUUCUGGGCUCAAUGAGACAAUUGGUGUCAUUUUGGACUAUCUACGAGAUGCUAAGGAGCAUGGACAGAUGAAAGGUAAUGAUCUUCUAGCGGCAGUGCGAGUAAUCGGAAGCUAUCUUGCAGAAGCGCCAGAUUCAUGUAAAGAUAAGGUCACAGAACUCCUAGCUUAUAUGCUUUCAAUUGAAGGGGAAGAUGAAUUGAGUCCUUUUUAUUCCAUCCGUUGUUUGCUUCCAAUGCUGUGUCAAAUAACUCUUAAGACUGGAGGAUGCAAAAUUUUAGUUUCCUCAGGUGCAUUUAGAGAAGUUGUUGGUUACCUCAUUGCUUUGAUUGAACAAAUCAACUAUACAUCUGAGGAUAAUGGUUCUAUAUUCUUGGCUUGCGAUACAAUUUUGAAUCUUCUUCUAAAGCGGGGGCAAAUUAAAUUUCCCUUAGAUGAUCCCAGUUUUAUCAGACUUUUAGCAGCAUUAUCACAUUGGCCAGAGGGUAUGGAUGAUGUAUCUAUUAUCAUGAUGGCAUCAAGCAUCUGUUCACUAAUACUUGAUUUGACAUCAGAGGAAGCUCUUCUAAAUCAUCCAGACUUCACUAGUGGUAAUAUUAGUAGUCUGUCGAAGCUCAUUGAACGAAGCUUUGGGAUGUGUGGUCAGGACUUGAUAUCUGAUGAUGCUAAAGCUGAAGUAGAUCUUUUUCAGAUAAUUACCUCAGCGUAUUCAUCAUGGGCUGAUCGGUUUCCUCGCAUUAGACAAGCUAUCGAGAGCUCAGGGUCUUUUCGAUUUCGACAUGUUUCAUAGGACUGUUGUUCAUUUGAUAAGGGUUGUGCUUGAAAUGGAUGAAAAAGAAAUGAGUAUUGAGCAAUAUAAUAUGGUACAAUCAAUUGAAAGUAUCGAUAGAAAUAAUGAGCUAAUGGUUAUUGAACCAAUAUUGGAGGCUGAAAUAGCUGAAUAAAUGGGGCAGCCAUCCAAGAUUAAGAGGGUACAACAAAAAAAGAAGAGGAUACUUGAUGUCGAGGCUACUCUCUUGAGACACAAUGCCUCUUUGAAUGAGGUAAAUGUCAAGUCAAUCUUCAUUGACAAAUAAACUAUGAUGACGUGCAUGUCAAACAUUGAAAUUACACACAAUAUUCAAUUUAAGGUUAUUAAAUCAAGCACAACAAGAUAUUCACUACGAUGUUUGGACGACAACUUCGUAUGCCGUAUAAAAAGGCUCAUAGUUGCUCGGUUGAUUUCAUAACGUCCGACCACAGGAAUGCUACAUCAAAGGUCAUAUGUGACUACAUACUAGAGCUUGUGCGUGACUCUAGUAAUGUAAUCACACCAAACUUCAUGGUAGAUGAAAUGAGAAGGAAAUACGAAAUAAUCAUAUUCUACAACAAAAGAUGAAGAGCAAUACAGUAUGUCUAUACGGUGAUAAGGGGAACCGCAGAAGAGAACUACAACAGGUUGCCAUCGUAUCUUCACAUGAUGAAAGAAAACAACCCAGACACGUACACAAACAUAAAGAGGGACAAUGAGAACAGGUACAAACGUUAUACUGUUGAAAUUGAAAAUUUUUGUCCAAGAGGUAAAAGUUUAUUCUUUAACUACACUGAUUAGAUUAUU
Messenger RNA from Capsicum annuum, 2890 nucleotides. RefSeq names its product neurochondrin. NCBI's taxonomy places the organism in Eukaryota, Viridiplantae, Streptophyta, Magnoliopsida, Solanales, Solanaceae. The transcript is spliced from 2 exons. The record is from RefSeq and is a predicted model, not a curated record. Bases 110 to 2083 code for a protein of 657 amino acids.